AUGGCUGCACGCAUGCGAGAGUUGCUGAGCCAUUCAAACCAGCUUCAGCAAUUUGUAUUUGAAAACAACCUGGAACGGCGAAGUGUCUCCAAGUGGGUUGAUACCAACCAUGAGUAUCUCGACUUUCCAUCUCUAGAUGACAACACACUGCGGUUAUUGACUCUAGGUACUUACCAGUUAAAAUUCACAGGCAGUUACAUCCAAGAGUACCUAGGCAGUGACUGCAAUCUUCAGCUGUACCGAGAGAUGGAGGGGUUAAUAAGAGUCAGACCCCAGACACUUGAAGAAACCACAUUCCAUCUCCUGCACCUGUCCCUGUUCCGGGAGUACCUGGAUAUUGAGUUCUAUGCCCUCCGUGAUACGUUGACAGACUUCGAUUACAACCUGGAGAAUGUGAUUGAUGACUUGGUUCUCAUGGGUUUUUUGGUGGGCAACGACUUCAUACCCCACCUGCCCAACCUAGAUAUCAACAAUGAUGCCUUGCACCUUCUGUGGAGGACCUAUAUGGAGGUGCUGCCUCAUUGUGGAGGAUACAUUAACAAUGGUGGAAGGCUGAACUUAGAAAGGUUUGAAAAAUACCUCGCUGAACUCUCAAAGUUUGACUUUGACACGUUCUCUCAGCAGGCUGGGGAUCUCAAGUUGCGGGAGUCAAAGAAAGCUUAUGAUUGUGUGACUGUUGCAGAUGAUUGUGUGUCUGUUGCAGAUGAUUAUGUGUCUGUUGCAGAUGAAUAUGUGUCUGUUGCAGAUAAUUUCUCACUGUUUGUGUGUCUGUUUCAGAUGAUUGUGUGUCUGCUGCAGAUGAUUUCUCACUAUGAUUGUGUGUCUGUUGCAGAUGAUUUCUCAGAGAAAUAUUCAGAUGAGGACACAUUGUACAAUAAAUACAAGAGGAACUAUUACAUGACCAAGAUGAAGUAUGAACAUGUCACUCCUGAGGUACUGCGUGACCAAGCAGAAGGCUAUGUGAGAGGCAUUCAGUGGAUUCUGCUGUAUUACUAUGAAGGGGUGCCUUCUUGGAGUUGGUUCUACCCACACCACUAUGCACCAUACAUGAGUGACGUUAAGGACUUCAAGGAUAUGUCCUUGACCUUUGACCUGGGCACCCCGUUCCUGCCAUUUGAGCAGCUCAUGGCCGUGCUGCCUGCAGCCAGUAAAGAUCUCCUGCCACCGCCAUAUCAGAGCUUGAUGAUCAAUGACUCGUCUCCAGUGAUUGAUUUCUACCCCCCUCAGUUUGAGACAGAUCUCAAUGGAAAGCAGCAAGACUGGGAGGCUGUCGUGCUCAUCCCCUUUAUUGACGAGAACCUUCUUCUAGAAGCCAUCAGGAAAGUGUCCCACUUGCUGACGGAGGAGGAUAAGUCUCGUAACAUACACGGCCCCCACCUGCUGUACACGCACUCUGAGACCCCUGGUGACACCUACCCGACCUCUCUACCCGGCACCUUCCCAGACAUUGCAGUCAACCAUGCCAGGUUAACGAAGAAGGCUGCGUUCCACCUUGCCUCUAGUGAGCUGAGGAAGGGGCUGCUUUCAGGGGCCAGGUUGGAUAUCUUCUAUCCAGGCUUCCCUACCCUCAUACACAUACCUUACAAGGCAAAGCUCAGCAAGGAAGGUGUGAAGGUGUUCAAGGCCAGUAGUUGUGGUUACAACAUGAUGCUGCAUGUGGAGGAUGAUUGGUGUAGCAAGGCUAUAGACCAGGUGGCGAAGGAAUACCUCGGUAAGGAGGUCUACGUCAACUGGCCCCACCUGUAUGAGGCCAAGGUCGAGGAGGUCUGUGAUAACUGCUGGAGUUACAAGUAUGUUGAGGGUGACAAGUCCACCAAAUCAGGUACGACAAGUCCAGGCAUUAAUCGUGUGAAGCAGGAUCAUCUGAUGGCCAACAAAUGGAACAAGGAGAGGGAUUCAAUCGCUGAAAGAUACAAGGAUCAGCUGGGGGUGGUGGUUGGCAAUACCAAGAUUCUGCUGAGAGCUCUCCCCAGGACUGGCAGGAAAUAUAUCCUGUCAUCAAAUGGAAAUGUCACUAUGGAAAAGCAGUUUGGGAACCAGCCAGUGGCAUUUGCUUUACAAGCAACAGUUAAAGUUAAGGACUUGAAAGUGCAUGACUCUAGUUUCUGCCAGUUCACCUCCCUGACUGACUACCUGCCGGCAGGCUGCCAGGUGUUCAUGCUGGGCUGGCCCAACUACGGCUGCCAGGGAGAGGUGCUAAGCACUGAUCUGCAGAGUGGCCUGGUCAGAAUCAACCUCUCAAUCCUCAAGGAGCCUGAAUUGAAUGAUGUGAUCCACAACAAGGCGGACCAUGAUGAGCAGUACUUCCAAGGGUAUGAGCUUGCUCAGAGACUUGGCAUCAGCAGCCAACUGUUCUCUCAACUCACUGGCAGUGUAUUAAUCACCACCGGAGUUGCUGAGGUUGCAAGUCAACAGCACAACCCUUACAAAGUAAAUGUGGGUUUGAACUUGAAGUUAACGAAACACCAGGAGGAGGUACCAGGCUUCACCAGGUUUGCAAAAGGGAACAAGUGGCUCUACUCUAAUAAAUGUGUAGAGAUUCUCGAUGAGUACAUAAAGAACACCUACAACUUGAAGGAUGUACAGGAGUACAUCAAGGGACUGGCAUGCACGAACAUUGAAAAACAGAAGAUAGGGGCCGACUUCUUGUCUGAGAGGGUGAUACUGGCCCUGCAGAGUGAGACCAACAAGGUUGUGGAGAUAAACAGACUACGCCAGUGGUGGAUUGAAAUGAGGAUUGUGACAGUGGAGCCUCACCUUCUGUAUAAGCCGAUGAUUACAAGUGGGGCUCUGAUUCCUGACUCCAGCGCCACCUACGAGCUGUUUGAUCGGGUCGUAAACACGCGCCAGGGAUUCACAGUACCUUUUGGACUCCGUGGUACGGUUGUGGGCAUUUAUUUAGCAGAGGUGGAAGUGAACAUAAUGUACGACGUGCUGUUUGAUGAAGAUUUUGCUGGUGGUAUCGCUAUCAGGGUCAGCAGAUCCAGCCAGGUAGAUCAGGAUAUCGUGACAACAGGGGAGGUAACAAUGAAGGGAAUACAGGUCGGGGCUCGUACAGAGCAACUGGCCAGAGACAAUAUUCUUGGCCCGUAA
Messenger RNA from Dreissena polymorpha, 3093 nucleotides. Its product is annotated as 5'-3' exoribonuclease 1-like. Lineage: Eukaryota; Metazoa; Mollusca; Bivalvia; Myida; Dreissenidae. Gene Ontology annotation, cellular component: nucleus. Gene Ontology annotation, biological process: nuclear-transcribed mRNA catabolic process; rRNA catabolic process. The coding region runs from base 1 to 3093 and encodes 1030 amino acids. The transcript is spliced from 22 exons. Gene Ontology annotation, molecular function: RNA binding; 5'-3' RNA exonuclease activity. The record is from RefSeq and is a predicted model, not a curated record.